GUGUGAUUCCCACUGCCGAGCGUCGAUCAUAAGCAGCGCUUUUUUACAAGUUUCACAACUGCGUUGUGUGGAUACUGUUCUAAACAAUUCGUUUAACAGGGCCCUGCACCAUCACCAUGCGACUGACGUAGAGGGUAUUUUGUGUGACGUAGACGACUUUUGAGUGUCACUAGUUCAUUGGGGGAAUUAGCAGUUUGGAGCGGUCACAACUGGCUAUCACCUCGAAAAACAAAGAAGUCUGCUGAGUUUUUGGUGUUUAAUCGGUGGAAGCGUUUAUGUUUCGGAGAGUGGGACGGAAGGUCACAGUGUGUGAUACUGUCAUCGUGGCUUGACACAGGACCUUUACACCGGUGUAUAACGCAAACCCUUAACUAGAGAAAUGGAGAGGCAGAGCAUGUAUCCAGCAGUUGUUCUUGUUGCCUCCUUUACGACGAUGCUCCUUGGCCCAUCCCUUCCCUAUGCAAGCGGAGUAAUCCACGUAGCUUUGCUCAAAGAGUUCCAGGAGGAUGUGACGAUGACAGCAUGGAUGGGAUCUCUCUUUUCCUGCAUGUUUGCUCUGACAGGUCCAAUUGCCAGCUUGGUUAUCAACGUGUUUGACUGUAGAACGUGUGUGGUGAUGUCUGGAGUCUUGAUGAUGACUGGGUUUGCGACCAGCUAUCUGGUGACCGAAAUAAGGAUAUUGUUCUUAACAUAUUCCUUAAUUGCAGGUCUUGGCACAGGUUUGGCACAAGCCGGAAGUGUUGUCAUUAUUGGAUACUACUUCCCUGACAAACCAGGACUGGUUACAGGAAUAUCUAUCUCAGGAGUUGGACUUGGUAUAUUCAUACACCCCCCACUUUUUCAGUAUUUGAUGGAAACAUAUGGAGUCCACGGCGCCUUUCUUAUCAUUGGAGGAAUGACACUUAAUGCAUGUGCUGCUGGAAUGCUUAUGCGACCCCCUGAAUUUGAGCGCAAGAGAACACAACAAGCUUGGAAGGGUCAACCCUCUCAGAGAAAGAUUACGUCAAUAUGUAGGGAUCUAACGAGGUUCCGUCAUGUUGUGAGCAAUGUUUCAUUUAUAUUCUUUUUAUGCAGUGUACUGUGCUUUUCAAUUGCUAUGUCAACAGAAUAUCUCUUUCUGCCGGAUUUCUUUAUAAAACAGGGAUCUACAUUCCAGGAAGGAGCCUUUGUUAUAUCAGCUUCAGGCAUAGGAAGUAUCGUCUCACGUAUUCUCAUAGGAUUUGCUCUGAGUGAUGAGAAGAUUGACAGUGCCACUGUGUAUUCCUCUGUGAAUGGCAUAGUAGCAAUUUGCACGUUUUUAUUGCUACUGUUCAACACAUUCUCUGUUCUGAGAAUAGUUUAUGGCUUCAUUCUUGGACUGUAUAGUGGAGGCACGUGGGUAUUCCUUCAGACCCUGACACUUGAAAUUCUUGGACUUCAAGACUUCGCCACAGGUGUUGGUGCAACUUUAUUUUCUUGUGGAGUCGGCUAUCUUACAGGUCCCCCAAUUGCGGGAGCCAUAUUGGAAGCAAGCGGGUCGUACUACAGCGUUUUUCUCCUUUCUGGUGCAAUGUUUUUCUCGACCACUGUCUUCGGAUUUCUGUCAACUCUCAGCAAGCGGACACUACCACAAACAGGAGACUUGCAUCUAAACGUGACGAUACCCAACAAGGAAGCUGCUGAAGCGGCAUUAAUAGAAGCAUCGAUACGAACGACUGAAAUAACACAAACACCAAGUGAGUGUUGUGCUGCCAAUACUACUGAAGCGACAGUAAUGGAAGUACUGAUCGCAACAACCGACAGAAAACAAAAUCCAAGUGAGUGUGGCCAUGAUGACUACAUUGACGCGGAAUAAAGAUACCAACAACUGAUACAGAAAUACAAGUCAAGUUAUGAUGGUGAUUAUACUGAAGCGGAAAAAAUCAAGCAGCGAUAUCAACAAUUGAAAAAUUUUGUUUGUUUGUUCAAACUCAACACUUCCUCAUCCACCACUAUCCCUGGCCCGUGAAGAUUCGGGGUGGAUUUCGUCUUCAGCAACCAAUGCUUGCCGUAAAAGACGACUAUGCUUGUCGUAAGAGGCAACUAACGGGAUCGGUUAGUCAGGCUCGCUGACUUGGUUUUGCAUGCGAUCCCAAUUGCGUGGAUGCAUGUCAUCGUAUCCCCUGCCCCCAGAUGAAAUAGUAACAAUCCCGAAGUUCAUCCGCACUGAUAUCACACCCCGAAGCAACCUUCACGGGAAAUAAGUGCUUAACUUUAAAAUCAGCCAGAGCGUAAAACGACCCUGCUAAUUUUUGUUUUAUUUUACACAUGACAUCAAUGUUUGACAAAACUGAUCUACAUAGAUGUGUAUAUAUCUCUGACUACCCCCAAGGUAAACCUUUAUUUUAUGUGCAUACAUUAAAAUGGUAUGCACAUGUAUUCAUAACACUCAAAACAAAAGCGGAUACAACAUAUACGAUUCGGGUUGCUACUAAUACAAUUGUGACGACAUGUAUGCAACUGACAUCAUGUACAAGAACUGGGAAUGCCAUAAAACAGUAUCAAAAUGAA
This is a messenger RNA of Haliotis rufescens (red abalone), 2529 nucleotides long. RefSeq names its product monocarboxylate transporter 9-like. Gene Ontology annotation, molecular function: monocarboxylic acid transmembrane transporter activity. The transcript is spliced from 8 exons. The record is from RefSeq and is a predicted model, not a curated record. NCBI's taxonomy places the organism in Eukaryota, Metazoa, Mollusca, Gastropoda, Lepetellida, Haliotidae. Bases 380 to 1834 code for a protein of 484 amino acids. Gene Ontology annotation, biological process: monocarboxylic acid transport; transmembrane transport.